Haliotis rufescens (red abalone) is the source of this 840-nucleotide messenger RNA. RefSeq lists its product as uncharacterized. NCBI's taxonomy places the organism in Eukaryota, Metazoa, Mollusca, Gastropoda, Lepetellida, Haliotidae. The coding region runs from base 85 to 657 and encodes 190 amino acids. The record is from RefSeq and is a predicted model, not a curated record. The transcript is spliced from 6 exons.
UUCGAUGAUAAAACACCCUUCUACGUAGGCCACUCCGUGGCUUACCGAGAACCGAGUGUCUGUUCUAGUUGACCAUCCUUUGAAAUGGAUACUGUGUGUUUUGUACUUUUGGCAUUACUCCGGGUCUCAGUGUGUUUGGAACACAUACCAAUCACAGGAAAUUGUUCUGAUGACGCAAGUACAACUGGAGAGAGAUUGGAAGUCUUCGGCAUAACAAAAACCAAGAUUACCUGUAACGUUCUCAAAUCAGAGGACUGCGGACCACUUCCUGGUGUGUUUGGUGGGAAUUCGAUAGGGAGGCCAAGGGACUUCCGUGUCGAGCCCAUAGCGGUGAACAAAACUGAAGGAUAUGUUCCAGUGGCAGUUUUCAAAUGGAAACCAUCUUCUUCAGGAGUAGACGCAGUGCAUCUGAAAGGGUUCCAACUGAAGAUAAGGAAAAUACUUGGAUCAGCUGAAUAUUCAGAGACUAUGUGCCGGAUAUUUGAUCUCUCAAGAACAAAAUUUCAGGGUAAUGAUAACAAUCUGGAAUUCUCUGAAACAUUUCCCAGAUUGGGGGCAGGGCCAGACAUUCAGUAUCAGGCAACGAUAUGUUCGCUGCCCCGUGAGGCCCAUUGUCAGAGCCUCCAUUUCGCCCUACCGGAAGUGCAAGAAAGGUGAGAAUGAUGACAAAGCGGAGAUGGUAAACCCGUCCUUGUACUGCAUACCUUGCACUAUUUUAUUGGCUUUGGCAUGCGAACGAUCAUGUUAAAACAUUAUGACUCAAAUCCGAUUUUGAGCAUUACUGUCGAGUUACUGUGCUAUUUUGGACCUCUUUUCUGUAAUUUCUGCAUGUAUGGUUGC